AAGCUGUCACCGUGCUUACUAAACAGCUGUUGAGAACAACAACAAAAGAAAACGCUUGUGUUCCAAAAUUUUACGUAAUUUCUAUUGUGAUUUGCCGUUGAUAGCUAGGAAUUGUGUGAAGAGGAAAACAAAAGAAAAUGUCGCUAAUCCGUCAGGCAUUAGCGCGCACAGCGCCCACCAUGCAGUUCACGGCACGCCGCUGGGUCUCGUCGCAAGAUGGGGGUCCAAUUGAUCCAAGCACUGCGCUAGCACGUCCAGACGAGUUGGAGCAACGCAAUAAGUUGAGUGGCAAAAUAACCGUACCCGUCGAAGUUAAUCUGGCCCCCAUUUCCGGAGUGCCCGAGGAGCAUCUGAAAGAUCGUCGCGUUCGCAUUCAUAUGCCACCCAAAAAUGCAAUGCAGAGUGGAACGGACAAUAUAAACACUUGGCAAAUUGAAUUCGACAAUCGCGAACGCUGGGAAAACCCCCUCAUGGGCUGGGCAUCAACUGGCGAUCCAUUGUCGAAUAUGAAUGUGAAAUUUGGCUCCAAAGAGGAAGCCAUUACAUAUUGUGAACGCAACGGCUGGCGCUGGUUCCUCGACGGCGAUCUUAAGCCCAAAAAGGAGCGCGUUAAGAAUUAUGGCAUCAAUUUCUCAUGGAAUAAGCGCACACGCGUCUCCACCAAGUGAAGCACUGCCAUCAAUGCGAAUGCGAUGCAGUUGCUUCAAUUGACAGCGAACAUUGGCGCUUUAUAAAUAAUUUAAUUGCUAUUAAAACUAUUAACAAUUCAAA
This is a messenger RNA of Drosophila hydei, 771 nucleotides long. RefSeq names its product NADH dehydrogenase [ubiquinone] iron-sulfur protein 4, mitochondrial (gene ND-18). Gene Ontology annotation, biological process: electron transport chain. The transcript is spliced from 3 exons. Bases 138 to 668 code for a protein of 176 amino acids. NCBI's taxonomy places the organism in Eukaryota, Metazoa, Arthropoda, Insecta, Diptera, Drosophilidae. The record is from RefSeq and is a predicted model, not a curated record.